Molecule: messenger RNA, 1749 nt
Organism: Oldenlandia corymbosa var. corymbosa
Lineage: Eukaryota; Viridiplantae; Streptophyta; Magnoliopsida; Gentianales; Rubiaceae
Source: the annotation of a GenBank genome assembly
AUGGGAUCAUCAACAUCUCCAUUUUCAUCAUUAGCAAACCUUGAUAGUUUCUUUCAUCAGAUUAUCACCGAAGCUUCUAGAUUUGAGCCAAAUAUGAGUCAUUAUUCCCCAAAUUCAUACUUAAAAAAUAACAAUAGCAGAUUCUACCAAACCGACCACCACCAUAUCUCUUUAUCACCAUCUUCCUCUUCUUCUCUCACAAAUAAGCUAAAGUCAUUGAAAGAUUUUCCUUUAGCUCCACCGGUUUUAAACAGUUUCGACAUUCUACCAACCAUGGCUAAUAAUCUUUCGUCAUCAAGAACUUAUGGGCACAAACCUCAUUUCCCUGACCAAAAUAAUGAAAAUCCAGCCAUCCAAGCAGAUAAUAAUUUGCUGGCUCAGUUGGAAAAUUCGAGGCAUUAUCACCAUAACUCGAUUCACAAUCAAUUUGCUACACCCAACCCUAUAGAAAACAUAAACAAGAUCUCCAAUUCAGUCCAGGCCAAUAGAUCUUUGGUUUCGUCAUUUUCAAGUGGAGAAGGAAGCCGUCGGGAUGAUAGAGUCUCCCGACGAACAAGAUCAAGAGCACAAUGCCAUAAUAUGUACCACCCAAGGCAAAGGCUUCAUUAUGGAGGUGGAAGCAGUAGUUCAUCAAGGAAUCAUCAACCCCAAUUGAAUCAAUGUAGAUGCAUCGAGAAAACCCAGAUGGAAGGCCCGAUUUUGUCUUCCCCGAGUACUUGCCCAAUUCAUGAAUCCAAUAGGAUCUCUAAUUUGUCUUUGGUGAAUCCUCUUGCAGCACAACCACCACUGCCGCCAGUUGUACAAUCAACUCCUCCUAUUCUACAGCCACGGCCACCACCACCGCUGCCACCAGCUGUACAGUUAAUUCCACCGUCACCAGGAGCACAAGUUGUACAUUGGAAGUAUGGAUCAAUUCCUGCUCAUCAGUGCUUUGGAGAAUUGGUCCGGUCACCAUGGAACUCAGGCAUCAAUGAAGGACUUGACUGGCAAAGGUCUCAAAUACACAACGCUGAGUGGAAUGCCUCCCUGACAUCUAUAACAUCGUCUAAUUCUCAAAUUCUGCAAAUAAUACCAAAUCAAGAGAGUGAAACGAGCCAUUGGCAACAUUUCAAUCUGGAACCGCAUAGCCAAGGGAUAGGUAUGGCUGGAAAUUUGGAAAGCAGCUCAUUCUUGGUGCAGGGACAAAGCAUUCAGAGCAUUCCCACGAUAACUUCUCCCAUCAUCUCAACUGCUAGAUCAGUCAUGUUACAUGAUGAAAUCAGAAUAAUUAGUACUCAAGAAGGUAAAUGGGAAAACCAAGAUGUUGGCAUCAACCAAAUGACUCCAUUUUUUGAAAUGGAACGUGUCGAACAACCAACCAAAGUACUCUUUCAAAUUGAUGAGGAGCUCAACCCGAUCAUUUAUCAGGGUCCAGUUCAGGUAGAUUGUCACAACAAGGCUCUUCAAAUCUCACCCUCCAUGAUCCCCUCUUCAUCUUUUGGUAUUGGCUUGUCAAAUCGCCAAACUACAACAUCAAUAAGAAAUAGUACUAGUGAGGUUGAUGCUGAGAAGAACAAAAAUGAAGAAGAGGUAGGAGGAAGCCAAGGUUCAACUAAAUUAAAUGAGAGAAGAACCGAGAUGAAUUUGCAGAUAGAGACCAAUUUUGAGAGAAAUGAUCCAUUCUUGGGGGAAGAUGAAUUAUUCGAUUUGAUCAACUGGCCCGACCACCAGAUGAUGGGCAAUACUGAUCGGUUCGGGUUUGAAAUUUGA